CUAGACGUCAAAUAAGUCAAUGGAUUAGUCAAUGAUUUAGUUUGAUUUUGUAUGCGCGUGAAGCAAUCGAGAAAAUGUCCCACGCAGCGAAGAUUUUGAGGUCCCAUGUAAAACCAUUAGCAAGCGUAACCAAGUUGAAGGCUCUUCCAUUCGAAAGGCUUCCCGGACCAUUGCGGAUAUCAUUUCUUGGACCGUUGAACGAAGCAAUACAACUCGGAAAUCCAAAAACAUUGCGCCACUCCGUGCACCACCAAUUACAUUUAAAAAUAUCCAACUAUCAUGAGAAGUAUGGUCCUAUGUUCAAAGUAAAACUAUCGAAAGUGGACGCUGUUUUUAUAAAUAAUCCAGAAAUGAUGAGGACCGUAUUUGAUUACGAAGGCAAAUACCCGAAGCAUCCGUUGCCGGAAACAUGGAGAUACUUCAACCGAAAACAUAACUGCAAACGUGGGUUAUUUUUCAUGGACAAUGAAGAAUGGUUCCAAUAUAGAAAAUUCUUAAAUCAACAUUUGAUGCGAGAUGUGAAAUGGAUGGAGGGACCAGUAAAAUGGAUAUGUGACAGAACUGUAGACAAUCUGCCUAAACAUUGCGAGAGCAUUGUUGAAGAUUAUCGGCUAUUUGAAAUAUCCGACAUAGAGUCGAUACUUUAUAAAUGGUCGAUCGAAGUUAUUUUGGGCAUAAUGCUUGGUAAUUCCUACAACGACAAAAGUGCCAUGAGAUUGAAUGAUUUGGUUGACAAGUUCUCCAAUAUAGUUUACCAAAUUUUUCAACAUAGCUCAAAUCUUAUGACUAUUCCACCAUAUUUGGCUGAUCGACUGAAAUUGGAUGCGUGGAAGAAAUUUGAAAUGAUAGUACCGGAAACACUUUCUAUAGCGAAUCAAAUAAUUGACACAUCCCUAGACGAUUUUGAGCAGGGCGAUGGGUUGUUAUCAAAAUUGCAGGACUCUAUUACAUCUCGUGAUGAUAUCAAGCGUAUUUUUGCUGACUUUAUAAUCGCUGCAGGCGACACAACUUCGUUUGGAACGUUAUGGUGUUUAUAUCUAUUAGCAAAGUACCCGUCGAUGCAAGAACAGGUUUAUGUCAGCAUUACAGGAAACGAUUUGGAAUCACCACUUGUUAGAGGCACAAUUAAAGAAGCCUUACGAUUAUUUCCAGUAGCUCCAUUCAUUGGCCGCAUUUUAGAAAAAGACGCUAUUAUCGGAAGCUAUUGCAUUCCAAAAAAUACACUUGCUUUACUCUCACUCUACACUGCGGGCAGAGAUGCAGCAAAUUUUUACAGGCCCGAAGACUUUCUACCCCACAGAUGGAUACGAGAAAAUGAUAAUAGCAUGCCGUUUUCACCAUUUCAUGCUAAUGCAAGUUUACCAUUUGCAAUUGGAAGUAGGAGCUGCAUAGGGCGGCGAAUCGCAUUGUAUCAGAUGCAAUUUUUGCUAUCAAAGAUCAUGAAAAAGUACCGUAUAACAGUGGACAAUGAUACGUACAUUGAAGCCGAACUCAAUCUUGUGACAGUGCCAAAGUCCAAAUUUAAAAUAGUGUUUGAAAGGCGAGAAUAAAAUUUACAAUUAAUUGUGAAUUUAAGGCUCAAGUUACUUUCUUUGAGCAUGUGUAAGAAUUGAACGCUUGGCAGUAUGCGUAGGAAAAAUUGUGUAGAGCCAUGCCGCCGAUUUAUCCUUAUAAAGCAUUCAUUAAACUCUAAAAGAAGAAAAUCAGUCGAUUUAUUAGAUUAUCAGGAUUCAAAUUGUGCAAAAUAGUUGGUGGAAAAACAAUUGACCGGGCGGGAUGGUGCUUUUGAAAAAGUGGCUGUGGUUUUUUAACUACGCAGUUGUGUUGCGUGCCCCGGGACAGUGUGGUGGUGUGACGAAAAAUUACCGCCACUUUUUCAAAAGCACCAUUCCGCCCGGUCAAUUGGUUUUCACCAACUAUUUUUCACGAUUUGAAUCGUGAUAAUCUAAUAAAUCGACUGAUUUUCUUCUUUUAUAGUUUAAUUAAUGCUUUAUAUGGAUAAACCGGCGACAAAGUUGAACGCAUUUUUUCCAACGCAUACUAUCAAGCGUUCAAUUUGUGUAGACGCUCACCGAAAGUUCUUUGAACCUUAAAAAAUUACCGUUUGCACAUUGAAUUACAUUUGCUGUUUCAUUAUAUUGAAAUCAUCAGACCAA
Molecule: messenger RNA, 2156 nt
Organism: Topomyia yanbarensis
Lineage: Eukaryota; Metazoa; Arthropoda; Insecta; Diptera; Culicidae
Gene: sad
Product: cytochrome P450 315a1, mitochondrial
Exons: 9
Coding region: 75-1550 (491 amino acids)
Biological process (GO): cortisol metabolic process; cholesterol metabolic process; glucocorticoid biosynthetic process
Cellular component (GO): mitochondrial inner membrane
Molecular function (GO): heme binding; iron ion binding; oxidoreductase activity, acting on paired donors, with incorporation or reduction of molecular oxygen
Source: RefSeq, a predicted model, not a curated record